Molecule: messenger RNA, 7501 nt
Organism: Vitrella brassicaformis
Lineage: Eukaryota; Vitrellaceae
Source: the annotation of a GenBank genome assembly
GUGUUAUUGAGUUGACGGGCCACGGCCACUCCAUCCCUUGUUCCCGUCGGGCGAUGGAUGCGCCUCGUUCGCACGAGUUGGCUUUGGCGAAGCAGCAGUGUGAGGCCGAGAUGAGGAAGGAUAUAGACAAGAUGCUGGGGCGGAUGGCCGACUGCGACACCGUCCACGUCGGGCAUCACGACAUAAGCGAGUUUAUCAAACGCAUCGAACCACAUCUGCUCAUCAAGACCCUCGCGCUCGUCUUUGUAAGCCAUCCAUCCACGAGCCUUCUUGACACACUGUGUGGGCGUCCAUGUGUGUGUGUGUGCGUGUGUGUGUUUGUUGACAGGAGUGUCUGCACCCGAAGCAGCUGCGCAUUCAGCGCUCGCCGAUGAUCAAGCGGGAGAGCGUCCGUGCCUACAGCAUGAUAGUGCAGCAGCACCCCGUCUUCUGCUACAACCACCACACCACCAUACUCAAGUCUAUAUUCGAGGGACUCCUCGACAGACUACAGGUACAGUACACGGCACAGCAAACGAAGGGCACACGCACAUAUGGGAGGGAAAUCACCAUCUAUACGCUUGGACGCAUUUGUCGCGCAGGAUGGCACACAGGAGCAUGCUGACACCCACAUGAACACUGCCCUGGACAGUGAGGGGCGACGCUCAUCCAUCCAUCCAUCCACCCAAUCUGUCUGUGUUGCCGUGUCUUUUGUUUUGUUGUGCAGAGUGCGUGUCAGCCAUCACGAGGACGCUGAUGGGUUUGGCCUUCCCGCAGGACCUCGACGGCACCCCGCUGGAGGAGUAUGUGACCGAGGGUGUGCGAGGGGUGUUCCAGUCACUCACCAGACCCCUGUUAGACUCGCUGCCCUCCUCCAAACAGGUGGGCACAUCACAUACAUGGUCCCGGAGAAGAUGGGCGAGGGUCCAUAUGAUGUGUCCAUGUGUCUGUGUGUUUGGUUUGGCUGGUGUGUUCGUCAUCCAUCCAUUGUCAGGCGAAGGGCACAUCGCAGCCGAAGUGCGUUCAGAUUGGUGCGGCCACCUGCCUGACGGCCGUCAUCAAAAGUAUGCUCACGCGCCCACAUCACGUCACGUGCGCACAAGUGUGGUAUCGUCUCGUUCUAUCUAUCGUGCAGAUUGCCCCGCGGAAAUGUUGUUGGACCAGCAGCCGCGGCUCGUGCAGCGGCUCAUCACCGUCAUACGUGCCUACACCCACACCGCACACAUUCCAUGUGCACUCCUCCCUCGCUUAGGGAAUGUGUGUGUGAUUUCUGUCGUGGACAGGGACCCCCGAGCAUCUGGUGCAGGCCAAGCCUGAGACCCUCCUGGCCCUCACACACCUAUACCUGGUACACACACAUCACACACAGCUCCACGUUACAGGCAAGUCGGUGUUGUGGUCAUCUCUCUCUCUCUCUGUGUGUGUGUGUGUGUGUGCGUGUGUGUCCGUGUGCAGUCUGUAGGUCGCGAGGGUUUCAGCCCUGCGUUAGAGGGAGUGUUGGAGGCGGUCCCGGUGUGCCUCGACGUCACCACUGCUGUCGACUGGCGAACCAGGAGGGCCGCCAUCGAACUCAUCCAGGCCAUCGGAAGUACACACAACACAACACAACACAACAAAGCCAAAACCAACACUGACGCAUCGCCCGCCGCAUAUCUUUCCCUCCUUGUUUCUCCACCCCCACCGCGCAGCCGAGGCAGUGGGCCGUCGGGCGAAUGGGGCAGACUUGUGGGUGGAGCGAUCGCAGAGGCCUGACGGGGACACCGACCUGCAGAAGCGGCUCAGGAAGAUGGUCGAACCUCUCAAGGGAGACAAGGUCAGCCUGACGGUUUGGACACGGCAUAGGGGGCAUUUAGAAGUGUACGUGUGGUGUGCACUGCACAGGUUUCCAACGUUCGAGCGGCUGCCACGAGCUGCCUGCAGCUGGUGAGCAACUUAGAGGAAGAACACACACAGGAUCCCUAUCCCUCCGGUCUUCGCAUCUUGCUUGUGUUGGGUCUGCAGUGGUCGAGUGGCGGCUAUGUGGAUCUGAAGGAUGACAAGCGAUUCAAGCGGGCCAACCGCGGCACCCCAGGCACCCCCGGCCCAUCCACCACAUCCUCGCAAGCCGGCAGCCUCAGAGGCACCUCACCCAUAUCUGUCAGAGGCACUGUCGUAAGCAAAGCGGCGCAAAUACACGAUCUCUGUUGAACACAAGGAUGGAUGGAUGGAUGGAUUGAUGGAUUGAGCACACACCGUCUUCUUUGAUAUGUCAGGUCCGGCAGGUUCGCCCUCUGGUCAAUCCGCCGUCUCGUUUUCAUGCCGCCGGCGGCCUCGAUGGCAGCGGGGCGAUCAUGCCGCACAUAGGGGUGAGGAGUGGAGUGGUGGGCGGGAGGCUCUUCGACUCGGCCAACAUGGCCACGGCUGAGCACGGGUUCAUCACGCCAAACUCAAAAUCAGGUCAGACACACACACACAGAGAGUCGACGUCAGAAACACCUGUGUCGUUCGUCGUAGGUCUGUCAGGGAUGCAUGGCAGCCGCAGCGGGGCGAGUCUGCAUAGCCGGACUUCGCGGCAGCUGGACACCUCACCGGUCAGGAUGGCCCAGCGGUCGCUCACGGGCGAGGGGCCGCGACGGGAUGGUGUAGACUCCAUGAUGAAGGAACGGGACAUACCAGGUCAGAUCAGCACUCGAUGAUUGAGCGGUGCAUGCAGCCUGCGACGUGUCUCGUCUGUCUCACCUUUUUCCCCCGUGUGCGGUGCGUGUCGUGUCAGCUGUCCGGCGGGAGUCAUCAGACGGCUACUCCCGGCCGAUCCAGUACCACCCCUCCGCCACUCCCCCCGCCCUCAUAAUGCCCCCCUACGCCCCCACACCCCUCCCAUACCACCCUGGCCACGUUUCACCCGUCCCCAUCAGCUACCCCUAUCCAGCUGCCCCACUCGGGCGGCCACCUGGGUACUACCAGCACACGGCCAGUCCUCAGUUCGCCUUGGGCGGUGGAGGGACGGGUGGCAUGGAUGGCCUGCCGAUGCUCGCCAUGCAGCCGCAUGUGACGUCCACACAAGGACAGGGGGGAGGCGGGGGAGAGGACCUGUGGGGGCGGCCCAUCACUCCCACAGAGGCGGCGGACGCUGCGACACCCUCUUCCCCUUCUGCACCACCACCGGCACCGCUGGAUAUGUCGCACAUCAAGAAGGGCAGCCUCGCCCUCACACCUGCACUGCUGGAUGCCUGCGCCUCAAAGGCCUCACCAGUGGUCUCAUCAGCGUCUUCCCCGCCGCCGCCAGCAGAAAACGAUGGAGCCGAUGGCAACAAGGACAGCAGUGGUGAGGGCGGAGGGUUCAGCAGUGUGAGGGAGCUGAGGGCGGCGGCAUUGCGGGAGAGGAGGAAGACGCGAGAUCGGGAGAAGGGCGGAUCUGCUCCGGAGUCCGAUGCGCUCCGUUGCAGCACGGAGACGGUGGUCUUCACCGGCACUGGCACGGGAGCCGAAAAUGAGAAGCCCUCAGAUGAGGGAGGGGUGAGUGCGGCAGAAGGGCCUGACGCCUCUCCAUCUAGCGCUGCAUCUGUCGCCUCUGAUGCUGCUGGUGCUGCUGGUGGUGGUGGUGGUGGAUCGAGUGAUGGGCUGAGGGGCGAGGGAGAGGGGCAAGGCGACGGGGCAACACAGGGAGCCUCUGAUGGGAAGGACAAGCCAAGGACCACCGACAAGAGAAAGAAGGAACGCAAAACCAUAUUCCAGGUUGGUGGAGCAAAGUGACACGAUCCAGCGACACCACAGGGCGCAAUCCACACGCUUCCCUUCUAUACCUCCAUGUCCAUGGUUUUGCUUGGAACACUGCCAGCGUCAGCCCAAUGUGGGUUUCUUCAAGCAUGCAGCCCCUCCGCCAGCACCAUCAGAUGGUGCCGCGAGCGGCUCAGUGGCCGCCGAGCACAUCAAUGUGGAGGUGCGCGAGCCGCGAUUUCGUCAGUCGGCCCCUCCGCCGCCCCCGUGUCGGUCGCCGCCGCCAUCAGAGGCCAACGGAGACACGGAAGGUGGUGAGGAGGGCAACAGGGAGGAGAAUGGCGUCGCAGUCGAGAUGCGCAGCGAGCAGGCUGUGGCGGGUACCCAGACUGAUGCCGCGGGCGAGCAAGGGCAUGACACAGAGGUGAGAGAGGGGAGGAUCAGAAGGAAAACCACGCAAACCUCAUGACGGCGCGGUGUGCUCAGGCGCCGCAUGACGAGGGCCCUCCUCCCUCUCAUUCAGCACCGGCCGCCCCAGAGCCGGCGACGGAAACGGCUCCCCGACAGCAGCAAGAGCAGCGGGCAUCAUCUGGAUCCCCAGAGCAGCCCCAGCCACAGGAUGGCAGAGAGGGGGAGGGGGAGCAGCUGCAGCGUGAGGCCCUGCAUGAUGACCUAUCUACUCCGCCUGCAAGACAUGAACAGCCACAGGAGUCCCCCGACUCCUCCCCUCCACUCGCUGACGACAGCGAGGAGCAGGCCAAGCCCCUUCUCCAGCUCUCCGGCGGCCCCAGCGACGUCCUCUCACUCGACGACCCAUCCUCAGUCGACACGCCCUCCUCAGACAAGGCCAGCCUCCCCAUGCCCUUACCCUCGUCCCUCACAACAGCCAGGCAGGACACUUUCGAUCGCGACACGGCCGACGACCGGCCGCUGCGGGUGCCCUUCACCGCCAGGGAGUCGUUCCAGUCGAUGAGCGAGUCGCUGCGGCCGCCCUCUGAGGACGAGGUGCCUGUGGUGCAUCGGGGGGUCGUGGCUGGGGGAGGUGCGAGGAGGGGCCGGUCUGGCCUGCCUCUACCGCCCAGUCGGCCGACGCAUGGCGACUUGGGUGAGAUGGGGAUGAAGCCGAGGGCGAGCGUGGCGAUGGACGCGGCCAUCCUGCGGGGCAUGCGCAAGGUGAGUGGGGGGGUGGGCCGAGACACACACGACACAGACGUCACCACCUACACGAUGCAUGCAUGGGUUUGGUCUUUGUGGCGGUCAUCAAGGAGAUGGAUGAGCUGCGUCGUGACAACAUGGACCUGCGGAAGAAAGUCGAUGCACUCACACAGCAGCUGAGGUGAGAAACAGAAGCCCGACCUCUCGCCAGAACCGUCAUGCCUCCUGUCUGUCCAUCAGCAAGUUGGAGGGUCGUGCGGCAUCGAGUGACGUCCAGUUGGCCAAGGCCGAGGCGGAAUUGGCCAAGUACGAGGCCACCAUGUGGCGGGAGUUUGUCAAGAAGGACGAGCACAGACACACCGUCAAGACCAUAGACGAUAUCCGACGGAAGAUCGACGACCUCUACCAAAACCCAAGGCAAGCACCGACACACACACACACACACUCACACACAGACAUGACGAAAGAACACCCAAUGAGUGCCACCUGUUUGUUGGCCUCCUCUCCGGCUCAUCAAUCAGAGUGCCCCAGCCGGAGCGGCAACCGUCCCCCGCCCCAUCGCCCUCUCCAGUGGCUCUCACUGCCCGCACAGUCCGCUCCACCGCGCCCACACCCUCACCCAUACCCCAACGCACCGCAGUCAUGCCCCUCACAGCACCCAACACCCAACUCGCCACCGAACAAAUGGCACUGCGCUCACGGCAGUCCGCCCCACAAGCGCCGUAUGACGCAGCGCCAUCGGAUGAAGAAGGCGAUGAGUACGAGAUGCAAGAGGGAGAGGAUGUCGGUCCUCCAGAGGGCCUUCGCAGCCCGCUGCUCUGGCGGGCCAGCCCGCCGCUGCAAUGGGAUGUGACCCAGUCGGCAUCGCGGCUGGUGGUGCAGGGCGACCUCUGGACCGACCGACGCAACUCGGCCGCCAUGCCGUCGAGCCCCUUCACCCUCACCAUGAUGCCGUCGGCAUCGCCACUGCACCCAGCAGGGGGCAUCGGCAUCACUCGCGCAUCGCCCCGGUUCGGCAGCGGCAGUCCGCCCAGACAGCACUCGGAGAGCAGCACCACCACUGAUCAGGCAUAUUCGGUGGCAGUGGAGAUCGCCCGGAAGGAGCGGAUGGACGAAGCGAUGAGGGCGUCGGUGCAGAGCCUCCCCGCACCAGCACCAGCCAUCGCCUCUGACGAGGGGACUGGGCUUUCGAGCAGACUGGGGUAUGCGAACCAAGACAGCAUGCAGCUUCUGUCUGCCAUGCUCGCAGUGCGUCUGUCGGUCUGUUCGUUCAUUCAGUGCGUGGCGUGUGCCGAUGGCAAAUGACGUGGCGCAGGGGGAGCAAACCGAUAGUACUGGUAGGCAGAGAGGCAGCAAUCGGAAUGCUCUCGCCUCCCUCCUUGAUUGGUCGGUCGGUUAUUAGGAGUUUUCUCAAGCGAAGCGGCCAAGGCUGCAGCUGCCGGGUGGUCCCCUGCUACACAAAUGUCAGUCAGAUUGGCAGCACCCUCAAUGCGCCCAUUUCACUCCGCUGGUAUUAUCCUGCGGGGCCGUUGUGUGUGUGCAGGGAGUUUGGUCGGCACUUGUCAGCUGAAGAUUGGGGCAACGCAUACGCCACUCUGAUGAGCGGUGAGGAAAGAGAGAGACACCGCACAUCAAUCACAUACGCCCAAACGUCACUCACCCACAAGCAAGCGUCCAUCCUGUCUGUCUGUCUGUCUGUCUGUCGCCUACGUCACGUGUGGCUAAGUCGGUCCAGCUGUGCUACCUGAAGACUGGGCGCUGCUCGAUGACCUGCUCAGAAGGACAGGUCGGCCGACGUCUCGCUCACCAAUAAUCAUACUGCAUCGAUGGCUGUAUGCCUUGAUUGCAAUGCAGGCCCCGUUCCUCAUUUGUGCGACCUGCCGACCAACAGCCGCAUGAUGCGCCGCGCCAUCAACGUGCUGACCGACCUGGCGAAUGGCACACACGACCCCCUCGACAACAGAAACAUGAGGCGGACCGGUGAGCAUUCCGCCUGUUCGGUGUGCAUGUCACGACAAAUGGCAUGGGUGGGGUGUUGUUGCUGUUGUGGAUUGGUCAGAGAUGAUGCUAGCUUGGGCGUCCAAGGCGCUCGACGACGAGCCGCAGACACUGGCAUCGCAGCUGGCGGUGAGGGAGGUGCGCGACCAACCGAACUCACUCCCCCACCCAACUGUGGCCACCAUGCACCGUGUGUGUGGGGGUGCGGGGGUGUGGGCGUGUGCGUUUACGUCAGGAUUUGAAGGUGCUGCUGAGGAAACUCAUAGCGGCGCCACACAUAGAGGAACACAGUAAGCUGCCACUCUCACACACACACAGACUGGUGUUGGUUUGUCGUUCGUUGUGUGAUGUGAUGGAUCAUUCAGUGCGUGAGGUUGCCAGUGACAUGUACCGCCGCGUCAUGAUGGGGGAGGGCGUGGGCGAGGGGGAGGGGGAGACUGCGGCCGGGGGACAGCCUGCCUAGAUUAGCGUAGAGAUGCCUUCUGGCUUCUGACUGGGUGUGGGCGUGAUGGGAUGGAUGACGCUUGUUCCUCCGCCCUAUGUUCCUCCGCCCUAAUGACCAUGUUUGUGUAGGUGGAUGCACCACAGUAGCUGGAUGCACACAACACACGUCUCACGGCACGGCUCAAGCGUUACGCAUAAAAAGAGAGACCGGUCGGCUGCACCGUAUAAC